This is a messenger RNA of Lynx canadensis (Canada lynx), 2750 nucleotides long. RefSeq names its product transmembrane protein 81 (gene TMEM81). The transcript has a single exon. The record is from RefSeq and is a predicted model, not a curated record. The coding region runs from base 740 to 1585 and encodes 281 amino acids. NCBI's taxonomy places the organism in Eukaryota, Metazoa, Chordata, Mammalia, Carnivora, Felidae.
UUCUCAUUUCUAUUUAAAAUUUCUUACACGUGAACAGUGUUUCGCACUUUACAAAGUGUUUUCGUGUACAGUUUAUCAUUUGAUGCCCAAGGUGACCUUCCUGAAGUCGGCAAGGAGGUCUUAAUUUACAAAGGAGCAAAUAGAAAUCGAAAUUGAGGAAGGAUCAGUCAGCUGCAUCCCAGUCCAGAGUUCUUAAUCCUUUUUUUACAGAAGGUUUAGGAGACUUUAAAAUCAAUAAUAACUUAAUGCAACAUAAUUUUUUUUUUUUUGACUUGGUAUUUGAUGUCUUACUUGGUCAGAUUUAACUGAGGUUUUGAAGGUCGUUAAUUUGGAUCCCACACCUUGGAGAGGAGGAGCAGGGGUAAGGAAGAAUGUAGCUUCACUACACAUUUGACGUCAUUUGGAAAUUCGCUUCAGCUCCUGAAGUCUCUUCCCGAGAGGGUGGGUUAAAAUUCAUUACAAGGGCCUGAGAAGAAUGGAGACUCGUGAAAUAGUCACUAACAAGAGCAAGUAAAGCAGCGAAGUUGGGACUUUUUUUCCUGCCUUGUGGCCUCGCCCCUUCGCAAGGACUGGACUUGUGUUUAUUGAGUUGCAGUGUUUCGCUGACAGUGGGUGCUACGCCCUGUCUUGUGACGUUGAACGCUAUCUCGUGUCAAAGGAAGUAAGCUGUGAUAUCAUAGAGGAUUCACUUGGAACUCUGCGGGGUGCUGGCUGACGGUGAUGAGAUGCCCACCGAGACAUGAAGAUUUCAGCUGCUGGUCUCAUCCUUGGGAGCCUGGUGUUAGCCUUCUCUCUGCCUUUGGUGGUGGCUUUGUCAAAAACACUGGCCAUCCCUAAGAAGCUGCAAGAAGCCGUGGGGAAGGUCGUUGUCAAUGCCACAACCUGUACUGUCACCUGUGGCCUUGGCUACAAGGAAGAGACAGUCUGCGAGGUGGGCCCUGAUGGUGUGAGAAGAGAGUGUAAAUCUCAGCGCUUGGAAUGUCUGACCAAUUGGAUCUGUGGAAUGCUCCAUUUCACCAUUCCCAAAGGGAAGGGAUUUGAGCUCAGCUGUCUGAGUUCAGACAUCCUGGAGAUUGGGCAGGAAGCAUUCCGGUUCACCUGGAGACUUGCUCGGGGUAUCAUCUCUACUGAUGAUGAGAUCUUCAAACCCUUCCGAGCCAGUACCUACUUUGUGAGGUUUCCCUCUGUUCAGGAGUACGACUCUGGGACAUACCGGUGUGAUGUGCAGCUGUUAAAAAACUUGAGACCUGUCAAGAGACUCUAUUUUGGGCUGCGGGUCCUUCCCCCUGACUUGGUGAACCUGAAUUUCCAUCAAUCCCUUACCGAGAAUCAGAAGUUAGUUGAUAAGGGCCUGGAAGUGAAUCUAGACAACCAGUCCGAGCCUCACCGCCCACGGUGGAAGAAGAAGGUGGCUGUAGCCUUGGGAAUAGGAGUUGUCGGUGGCGUGGCUGGUGGUGUAUUGAUGGCCAUUGCUCUGGGCUUUGGGCUGAGGGUGGUCUAUAGAAGUGCUGGCCUUGAGUCCUUAAAAGCCCUGAAGGACUGGCUGCCCAGGACCCUGGACUGGCUGUUUAGGAAGCCAAGCUAGCUCUUCAAAGGAUUGUCUGGCUGAGUGAUUGUGGCUCAGCCAGGAGGGAGGGCUUCCACUGCCAAAAGUGAGUGGGGCCCGGGGAUAGGGGCAACACCAUGGUAGCGUGAUGGGCAAUGCUCUGCCUCUCCGUGUCCCAGGUGGAUCUCUUCCUGAUCUUUCCUGCCCACGUGGCACCUGGGAAGCCCGAGUGUAGGCCCCUCCCCUGUCCCCGGGAAGAAGAUUCUGUCUUCAAGCUCGCAGUCAUUAUCUUUCACAAUUUGAGGUCUCUCUACCUCCAUCCCUUCCUCUGAGUGGUAUAAUCACAUAAAGGAUAUAUUAAUAGCUUUUCUAGUGGAAACCUUUUUUUCCUCUUCAAUAAAAAUAAUUCACAGUGGCUGUGUAUAGACCUGACCUUCUCUGCUCUUUAGUAAAAAUCUCCUGCAUAUGUGUAAGUUGUCCCAUAAUCAACCUAGCUCUCCUCUUUCUUAGAUUUCUUAGACAUUGAGCACAUCGCUUUGGAGGACGGCAAAUGCCCAUGUGUGGCCAAGCCAAGGCGAUUAGUAAUGGCAUCUGACCCGGGUAUGUAACAGCCACUCAAUACAUUGCUCCUUCUCUACGCCCCCGGUGAACCCUCUGUGUUCAGUGUUAAAGACUCCUGGUAAAACGCUGGACCCUUCACCUGGUAGGUUUCCCCUGAACAAGUUCCUUGGCUUGCCUCCUGCUCCUGUUCUUCUAGCUCUUGCAGUGCCCUGACGUGUGUGUUCCUGGAAAGGUCAAGUGUAUUGGUUUCUUCCAGCAGCCAAGGCUGUCCAAGGAGGGACUAAGAGCUUCCUACCUCCGUAGGAAAUAAAUCCUAAGACCCUCAGAGACCAUUGAGGCAGUGUGAGGUAAUUAGCUGAUGGAAUUGUUGGGGAAGAGGCUCAGCCACCCCCUGAGCUCAUUCUGAGAGAAUUAGAGCAUUUCUUCUCCUCACUUUUCUCUAGCUGCAGACAUGGUAGCAGAUACGAAGACUCGGACUAGUGGUUCUCUUCUCUAGCUAUGUGUCUGAAUCACCUGGAUAAACUUUUGAAACAUAAGAUUCCUGAGCCCCAACCCUGAGGAUGCUAACUCAGUUAAAAUUAUGGCUAAUGGCUCAUUAUUAUUCUACUAAAAACAAUUUCAGGGGCACCUGGCUGGCUCCGUC